AUUUUGAACAAUUAUCUAAACUUUUGGAUCCAAAUAGUGAAAAAUAUAAAAUUAUGCAAUCUAUUUUUCAAAUGCAACAAAGGUUGAAAAAAGCAAAGGAAAGUAUAGCUAAUCAAGCUUUAAUCGCAUCGCAAAAAAUUGCAGCGGCAGAACAAGCACACGAAGCAGCUAUUCAAGAAGCAGCUUAUUAUAAAAGUAAGAUAGAAAAUUUAAUAAAUAGUUUAGAUCCAAAAUAUCGAACUACAGAAAUGGAAAAAACUAUGAAACUUGAAAAACAAUUAACACAAGUUAUAAAAGAAAAUAUUCAAUUACAAAAUCAAUAUGAAGAAUAUUAUCAAAAAUCAUUUAAUGAAAAUUCAUUUACAAAUUUUGAUGAUAAUUAUUUAAUAACUAAAAAUUCUCAAAGUCCUAUUUCAAAAAAAUUAGCAGAUCUAAGAACUCGUAUAAUUUCAACUGAAACUCAACUUGAUGAAAGUAAUUUACAAUUAAAACAAGCUAGUGGUGAAAUAACAAAAUAUCAACAAGAUGCUGAAAAUUCAAAGAUGCGAUUUACACAAUUACAUGAAUCACUUGAACAACAUUAUACAGUAUUUGAACAAAUCAAUAAUGCAAUUACAACAGCAAAUGAAAGGACCAAUGAAUUAGAAAAUUUAUUAAGAAAAAGUAGAAAAGAGAAAGCUAAAUUGGAAAAUAAAGUAGCUUCAUUAAAAAUUGAUUUAGAGAUUAAAGAAGAAGAGUUAAAUCAAGAAACUGAUCGUUCUGAUAAAAUUGAAAGGUUAUUAGAAAAUGAACAAAAAGAAGGAAAGAUCUUGAGAUCCAUGCUUCAAGAAAGUAUGAAAGAAUUGUUAAAUAUUUCUUUAUGGAAAUGA
Dentiscutata heterogama is the source of this 869-nucleotide messenger RNA. The record is from the annotation of a GenBank genome assembly. NCBI's taxonomy places the organism in Eukaryota, Fungi, Glomeromycota, Glomeromycetes, Diversisporales, Gigasporaceae.